GGUCGCCCAAAAUUGUGGACAAGGCCUCAUUCCGCCGCGCGGGGCGGUACGAUACUCCGAAUCGUCACUCAGAAGCCAUCGGGAAGAGGAGCCUGGCGGACGGGGGAGCUCGGGGCCGAAGCCGAGGUGGAGAGGGGGCAGGGCGGCUGAAGCCGCCGGCGGCCAAAGGGGCCCGGCCUCCAAGGAUGGAAGACGAUGGCGGAGGAGGAGGAGGAGGGGGCAAGCAGGCCGGAGAGCAGCCGGCGCUUGGCUCGGGCGCCAACCCGGUGAGAGACAAGGGCACGCAGACCGGGGAGAAGCCGUUCAAGUGCGGUGACUGCGGCAAGGGCUUCGGCACCCAGUCGGAACUGGAGAGCCACCGGCGCUGUCACACCGGCGAGCGCCCCUUCUCCUGCGUGGUGUGCGGCAAGGGCUUCAGCCGCUCCUCCGACCUGCGGGUGCACCAGCGGGUGCACACCGGCGAGAGGCCCUUCUCCUGCCCCGUCUGCGACAAGAGCUUCACCCGCUCCUCGCACCUGCUGACCCACCAGCGGGUGCACACCGGCGAGCGGCCCUACAGCUGCUCCGUCUGCGGCAAGGGCUUCACCCAGCUCUCCAACCGGCUGCGGCACCAGCGCCUGCACACCGGCGAGCGGCCCUUCUCCUGCCCCGUCUGCCGCAAGGGCUUCACCGACUCCUCCACCCUGCUGCGGCACCGCCGGCUGCACACCGAGGAGCGGCCCUUCGUCUGCUCCGUCUGCGGCAAGGGCUUCACCCGCUCGCCGCACCUGCUGACCCACCAGCGGGUGCACACCGGCGAGCGGCCCUUCGCCUGCUCCGUCUGCGGCCGCAAGUUCACCCAGUCCUCGCACCUGCUCACCCACCAGCACAGCCACAGCGGCGAGCGGCCCUUCCGCUGCUCCGUCUGCGGCCGGGGCUUCGCCCAGCUCUCGCUGCUGCUGGCUCACCAGCACGUCCACGCCGAGAACAACCCCGUGCGCUACCCGGACGAGGAGGAGGAGGAAGGGGCGGGGGCAGGGGUGGGAGGGGGCGCCGGCCCGGAUGCUGGCGGGGGAGAGGCCCCUGGUCCCGCCGUGGCGGCAGCCGCCGCCCCCGCCGCCCUGCUCCUCACCGGCCGCCCCUCCCGUGCCGGCGAGAGGCCCUUCAAGUGCUCGGUGUGUGCCAAGGCCUUCACCUGCCUGUCGCACUUGCUGCGGCACCUGCGGGUGCACAGCGGCGAGCGGCCCUUCCAGUGCAGCGUCUGCGAGAAGGGCUUCACCCAGUCCUCCUCACUGCUCACCCACCAGCGCAUCCACACUGGCGAGCGGCCCUUCUCCUGCUCUGAGUGCGGCAAGGGCUUCUCCCGUUCCUCCCACCUGCUGCGGCACCAGCGGGUGCACGUCUGAAGGGUGGGUGUGUCGGGUGGGGGGUGGGGGGGGGGGGCAGGUGGGGAGUGGGUGGGGUCGGAGAGAAGGCGAGUGCAGGGAAGGAGGGAGCGGGUGUCCACUCCUGUCCCUCUGCCCCGCAGCCGCUCUGCUUGUCUGUUGAUGCUUUUGAUCUUCUGUGCCCAACCAAACUGGCUCGUUUAUUUUAAGCCCCCACCACCACUUCCCCCGCCCCCUUUGGUUUCCCUUGCGGCCUCAAGAGCCCCAGAUCUUAAAUUAUGGGGUGGGAGGGGGGACGGGGAGAGGGUGCGGGAGAACAUGUAGUGUACCUGCCCCGGCACCCACCUUGCAGCUCCAGAGACUCGCGUUUGAUCCCAACCUUGGGCGCUGUCUGUGUGGAGCUUACACGUUCUCGCUGUGAUUUUCCCUUCCCCUCCCCCUCCUCUCCGACCCCCCCCCCCCCCCCCCAACCCCGCAUGAGUUUCCUCCAGGGGCUCCGGAUUUCCUCCCAACGCGCGGGGUUGGUGCGAUAAUUUGGCCGCCGCAGCCUCCCUCUGGUGUGCGGCUGAGGGGUAGAAUCUGUGGGGGGGGGGGAGGGUGGGGGGGGUUGGUGGGUUGUGGGGGGGCGAUCAAUGGGAAUGUGGGGAUUAGUGUAGGGUUCGCUUUAAAGGAUGGUUGAUGGUCAGCAGGGACUCAGUGGGCCGAAGGGCCUCUCUCUGUGCUGUGUCAUUUUAUGACCUCACUCUUGCCCGAGCUGCUACCCUGUCCAUUCUUGCUGCCUCCCCAUUCAUCCCCUCCCUUUCUUCCCGCACCACCCUUGCCCCCACUGCCCCCAUCCUUUGACCCCCCCCCCCCAUUCACCCCACCCUCCUCCUUUCUUCCUGGGUUUCCCCCAACCCUCUUGCCCUCUACCACCACCACCCCCCCCCACCGUCUCCACCCCUUUCUCCCCUGCCCGCUCCCCCUUGUCACCACCCUGCCCCCCUCCCCUUCCUUCAUCCUCCCCGUCCCAAUCUCACCCCCUUUCUUCCCCCCUGCCAACACCACCCUGCCCCACCCCACAGCCCCGCCAUCACCUCCCUCGCCAGGGACGCAGUGGGAUGGCACCUGGGGCCACGGGUCACCAUGGGGGCGAGAGCUGCUGGAGGUGGGGGUGGCCGUGAAGUGCUCCGGACUGAGAGAAGGAAUGCGGAUGGCGAGUGGGAGGCGUGUGUCGGCGUUCGAUCUCCUUGGCGCAGUGGGCCAUUGAUGGGAAAGGGGGGCACGUCUCUCCACUCUGCUCCUCUCACUCUCUUGGGGUGGGUUUCACCACUUCAGCGGGGGGGUCCAGGUGGGAAGGAUCACGCUCCACUAACACAGUCUCGUAGCCUUCGGAGCGAGUUGGGACGGUUACUGUUACCUUGGCUGGGCAGAGAUGGCGUGUGUGUCGAAAUGGAUGACUUUUAACACUGGGGCAUAACUGGGGGUGGGGUAGGGUGUGGGGAGUAGUUCUGCAGAACUGGGGAGAGGCUGAGAGGGUUCAAACCCCCACGGGCUCUCACCCUUGGUUGCAGGGAUUCUCCCGGACUAGGACCCCGAUUGACCACUGAACAUUGACCCGCUGGCCACUCCUCGAUUCGCAAAAAGGGGAACUCUCCCUGGGAGGACUGUUCCUUCGCCAGAGUUUGGCGGAUCACAAAAGAAGUUAAUUACGGGGCAUUUCGGUGUUCAGAUGGGCGGAGAGAGAGAGCUAUUUGCCGGGAGCAAGGGGAAUGGGUUGGGAGGGCGAAGUGAAAGGUCAGUGGCAGCUUUGGGACUUGGGAACACUUGUAAGUCGGGAUUCUGUGGGAUCGGAUUCCAGCAGGCGGGAAGGUUGAUGUCCCAAGCUGUAGGUUUGUUUUACCCACCAGCAGGGGAGAUUGGUGCCAGUGUCUGUGGGGUGGGGUUGUCUCACCCCACAGGAGUGAGAUGGUGAGGUGUCAGUGACCCUGGCGUCAAAAGUUUUCCUGACGUUGACUAGGAUUUUGAACGUCCAUUAAUUCUUUGCGGUAGGCUGCAAAUCUGAGAUAGGUCAGGGGCUUUGGGUAGAUUGAUUUUUAAGGAUCUCUGUAUAUUGUAGAUGAUUUUUUUUUCCUUUGUUAAUCUGGUCCAAUGCCUGGGUAAUGAGUGGGUUGCUGGUGAAUUCUGGGAGAGGGGAGGGGGGGCGGGGGUGGUGGGGGAAGGGGCGCACUCUGUGAAUCGGUGCACGUGGGGGGGGGGGGGAAGGGGGGGGGGAGGGGUGGGGGUGCAUUCCUGGUUCCCACAAGGAGAAGCAGUCUCGGAAGAAGAGCCUUCCAGCCGGCCGGCGCUGCGUUAAAAAUCAGAAUACUGUGGAUGUGGAGGUCUUUGAGGCAGGCAAGAAGAACGGGGCAAUGCUGGAGACAACUCAGCGGACUGUUGGGGAUGGGUGGGGGACAGAAAGAUGAUUCAGGGCCACACGAUUCGUCAGAAGAUGCCUGUGCGAAGCAGCACAGAAAGUGGGAGGAGGGGAAAGAAGAGGAUGCAGGGGAGCAGUGGAAUAACCAAAAGGGCGGUGGUACCACCUUGCCAUGUCGCCGCUUCACCUUCCUGCACUUGUCCUCUGCGCACCUCCCCUUUCCAUCUCUCUGUCCCUCCAGCAUCCCCCCCCAGCCCACCCCUCCCUCCCCCGCCACCUGCAGCCUCGGUGAGGUGUUGAAGCAUCUCUCAGUCCUGGCCUCUCCAACCUCCCCACCACCACGCCCCCCCCCCCCCCCCCCCCCCCCGGUGUGCAAUUCACUUCUGGCGUCGCACCGGCUGUUCUCCGGGCUAAACGGAUCACAAUCCUGUGGCAUGUGCCCCGCACCGCUCCCCUCCUCCCCGUUGCACCGGAAAUUGAACCCAGCCUCGAAUGAGGGUCUGCAGGGGAAGGGAGGGGAGAGGGGGCGUGGAAUGUCUGCUUAACCAUCAGUGUGGCCUUACUCAAGGGCAGGCUGUUAGCUCGCCGGGGGGGGGGGCGUGGUGGGGGGGGGCGGGUGGUGAUGGGGGGUAGACUCCUUCCUGGCCAGCCCAGGCCCACCACGGGCACGUUUGUACAUGGACGAGCUGCUCCUGAAGGCGCAUGUUUCAGCCUGAGCCCCCGCAGCCGGAAGGACGAUGAGGACACCUCCUUCGCUUUAUUUGUUGUUACGGAAUAGAUGCUGUGAAUUCCACCCAAGUAUUGUAAACCUAAGCUUACACUUGCUGUCUGUUUAAGCCUUGUUUCUGUUGAAGCUUACUUAUCAAUAAACUUCCUUUGUAGUUAA
Molecule: messenger RNA, 4645 nt
Organism: Pristis pectinata (smalltooth sawfish)
Lineage: Eukaryota; Metazoa; Chordata; Chondrichthyes; Rhinopristiformes; Pristidae
Product: zinc finger protein 112-like
Exons: 2
Coding region: 186-1385 (399 amino acids)
Biological process (GO): regulation of transcription by RNA polymerase II
Molecular function (GO): DNA-binding transcription factor activity; RNA polymerase II cis-regulatory region sequence-specific DNA binding
Source: RefSeq, a predicted model, not a curated record